Didymodactylos carnosus is the source of this 2883-nucleotide messenger RNA. Lineage: Eukaryota; Metazoa; Rotifera; Eurotatoria; Philodinida; Philodinidae. The record is from the annotation of a GenBank genome assembly.
AUGUCUGAAAACAACAACGCAACCAACGGGGGCGAUGGUAAAAAAACAACUGUGGAUAUUCCUGAAGGUGGUGUGAAAUCCAUUAGAGUUGAGGAUUUAUAUGACAAAGAAAAGUUUGAUCUAUCAACAAUGGAUUCUUCAGAUUUUGGUCAUAAUCGUUUGGAACAGAAAGAACAAAGUCCCAUCCUACAGUUUUUACUAUUUAUGUGGAAUCCAUUAUCAUGGGUUAUGGAAGCAGCCGCUCUGGUCGCAAUCGCAUUAUCAAAUGGCGGAGGUCAGCCACCCGAUUGGGAAGAUUUUGUCGGCAUCGUACUUCUUUUACUUGCCAAUUCAAUUAUUGGAUUUGUUGAACAAAGAAAGGCUGGAAAUGCCGUUAAAGCAUUGAUGGAAGCGUUAGCACCGUCAGCAAAAGUGAAAAGAAAUGGAAAAUGGGAGACUAUUGAUGCAGCUGAUCUUGUGCCUGGAGAUAUUAUUAGUGUGAAACUAGGCGAUAUUAUACCAGCAGAUGGCAGAUUAAUUUCAGCUCAUGGUAGUGUAUCCAUUGAUCAAGCAGCAUUAACUGGAGAAUCGUUACCGGUUACUAAAGAAAUUGGGGAUGAAAUCUUCUCUGGUUCAACAUGUAAACAGGGUGAAGCAGAUGCGAUUGUUAUUGGCACUGGAACAAACACAUUUUUUGGACGUGCUGCUAAACUUGUCGGUGGUGCACAUGAUGAAACUGGCCAUUUACAACACAUUUUAGGUCAGAUUGGAUGGUUUUGCAUAGGUAGUAUAACAAUAUUCGUUAUAGCUGAAAUAUUAGUCAUGUAUGCCGGUUUUCGCUACGCUUAUCGUCGGGGUAUUAACAAUAUACUUGUGUUACUUAUCGGAGGAAUACCAAUAGCAAUGCCUACUGUGUUAUCUGUCACGCUCGCCAUUGGCGCUAAACAGCUCUCUGAACACAAGGCGAUCGUCACACAUAUACAAGCCAUCGAGGAAUUGGCUGCUGUCAGUAUACUUUGUUCUGAUAAAACUGGUACAUUGACACUGAACAAAUUAGUUAUUGAUAAAGAUACAAUCAAACAAUAUUCAGAUGUUACCGGAGACGAUAUUAUUCGUUAUGCAGCAUACGCGUGUCGAUCAGAUAAUCAAGAUGCCAUUGAUGCAUGUGUAACAACAACAGUUGGUAACCCGAAAAACAUUCGUGAUGGAAUUGAAGAAUUGUUUUUUAAACCGUUUAAUCCCACCGAUAAACGUACAGAAAUUACCUAUAAACUGUUGUCCAAUGGUAGUGUACAUCGUGUUACGAAAGGGAUGUCACAUUUUAUAUUAGAUUUAUGUACACGGGACAAAGACGCUGCUCAAAUUAAACAAUUAAACGAUGAUGUUGAUGAAUUUGCGAGAAGAGGUUUAAGAGCGUUGGCAGUGGCCAUUGAUCAGGUACCAUCAGGAACAGCGGAUGGUGAAGGGUUAGGAUUUAAAUUAAUUGGACUAUUGCCAAUAUAUGAUCCACCACGAUCAGACACUAAAGAAACAAUAGAACGAGCCAUCGAAUUAGGUGUAAAAGUCAAAAUGAUUACCGGUGAUCAGUUGGCCAUUGCAAAAGAAACGGGACGUCGUUUGGGCAUGGGAGAUAAUAUGUUUCCAUCAACAAUAUUGAAAGAUGGUCCACCACCAGGUUCACCAUAUAAAGAUGUUGAUGAUCUUGUUUUGCAUGCUGAUGGUUUUGCCGGUGUGUAUCCGGAACAUAAAUAUGCAAUCGUUGAACUAUUACAAAAGAUGGAUUUUAUGGUUGCCAUGACAGGUGAUGGUGUCAAUGAUGCACCGGCUCUAGCAAAAGCAAAUGUUGGUGUAGCCGUUGCUGAAGCUAGUGAUGCUGCGAGAUCAGCGGCUGACAUUGUUUUGACCGAACCAGGUUUGAGUGUUAUUAUCGAGGCCAUACUUGGUUCAAGACAAAUAUUUCAACGUAUGAGAAAUUAUGCCAUCUAUACGUGUUCUGUUACAAUUCGUGUUCUCGUUGGGUUUUCUGUACUUAUAUUUGCAUUUAAAUUUGACUUUCCACCAUUUAUGGUUCUUAUAUUAGCGAUAUUAAAUGAUGGUACUAUAAUGACAAUUUCAAAAGAUCGGGUCAAACCAUCACCGUAUCCGAAUAACUGGAAUUUAUUUGAAAUAUUUACUUACGCUAUUGUAUACGGAAUUUAUCUCGCUGCAUCAACCAUUGCCUUUUUUGCCGUUGCCGUUCAAACAAAUUUUUUUCAACACAAAUUUGGUGUACCUCCUUUCAAGCGCGAUCUUCCGUAUUAUGAUUAUAAUAAUGAUCCGGUUUUACAUUCCAUCAUUUAUCUUCAAGUGUCAACAAUUAGUCAAGGAUUAAUAUUCAUAACACGUUCACGAGGAUUAUUUUUUACUGAACGACCAUCCGCGAUACUUGUUUGUGCAUUUAUAGUAGCACAAAUGGUGGCCACCUUCAUUGCAGUUUACGCUAAAUGGGGUUUCACCAAUAUUGAAGGUAUUGUUUGGGUUUGGAAUAUAAUUUGGUUUUUUCCGCUUGAUGCUGUUAAAUUUGCAUUACGUGCAUAUUUUGAUCCGAUACAAAAACGAGCGCUUGAAGAACUAACAAGCGAACCAUCGACAGAAGCGCAAGUACAACGACGAAGAAGUACCAUAGCUCGUAAGGCUUCCAUGGCUGGUCCACCAUCGAGACGUUCAACAGCUGGGGGUUCAGAUAAAGCACAAGGACGUCGUGAAACAAUGUCAAUUGGAAACAAAUAUUACGCUCCACAGACACGUGUACUAUCUACACAACAUCAUCAUAGAAAUUUUGCUCGAUUAUUGAAGUUAGACAAUACGGCGGGUGUUUCAGUGGAACAGGGUGAAUUAAGACGAUUUUCAAUUGUUCAGGUAUGA